AGCUCCAAGCUGCUGUGGAGGAGGUUCUCCCAGACCUUCAGCGCGACGGCAUCCGCGUCUUCUACCUCAGCUCCACCUCGCCCACGCCGGGGGUGGAAGCCCUGCUGCCCGCCAUCGAGAAGACCUCUGACGAACCCCUCCCCGCCCACCACCGCGCCGGCAUCACCGCCGACUCCAAAGCCAUCUACAUCUACACCUCCGGCACCACCGGGUUGCCCAAGGCAGCGGUGAUUACCGAGCUGAAGCUGAUGAUGGUGGCCAACCUGGGGCGCCUCUGCGGCCUGCGACCCGAUGAUGUCGUCUACACCACGCUACCGCUCUACCACUCGGCCGGGCUGCUCAUCGGGGUGGGCGGGUGCUUCGAGGUCGGAGCCACCUGCGUCCUACGGGCCAAAUUCUCCGCCUCCCAGUUCUGGGAUGACUGUCGCCGCUACAACGUCACUGUCAUCCAAUAUGUGGGCGAACUCAUGCGCUACCUCUGCAACACACCCAAGCGCCCCGAUGACCGGGAACAUGGGGUACGCUUGGCCUUGGGCAACGGUCUUCGGGCAGAAGUGUGGAAGGAGUUCCUCCAGCGCUUCGGCCCCAUCUCCAUCUGGGAAUUUUAUGGGGCCACCGAGGGCAACGCCGGCUUCAUCAACUACACCGGCAAGAUCGGAGCUGUGGGUAGAGCCAACGUGUUCCUCAAGAGUUUCGCUCCCUUUGAGCUCAUCAAGUACAACGUGGAGGAGGACGAACCCAUCCGAGACGAACGAGGUCUCUGCAUGAGAGUCAGUCCCGGUGAGACGGGGCUGUUGGUCAUCAAAAUCACCAAGAACACCCCUUUCCACGGCUACGCGGGUGAUUCCCAGAAGACGGAGAAGAAGGUCUUGAGGAACGUCUUGGUCAAAGGCGACGCUUUCUUUAACAGCGGUGACCUCCUCAUGAUGGAUCAUGAAAGAUUCAUCUACUUCCAGGAUCGCGUGGGAGACACUUUCCGUUGGAAAGGUGAGAACGUGGCCACCACAGAGGUGGAGGCCACUCUUGCUAUGGUAGACUUCAUCCAGGAGGUCAACGUCUACGGAGUGGCCGUGCCGGGUUGCGAGGGAAGAUGCGGCAUGGCGGCCAUCCGCCUGAAGACCGGGACCAAAUUUGAGGGCCAGAACCUCUACGCCUUCACCGGGGACACGUUGCCCGCCUACGCCGCCCCCCGCUUCGUGCGCAUCCAGGACGCCCUGGAGAUCACGGGGACCUUCAAGCAGUGCAAAGGCAACUUGGUCAAAGAAGGCUUUGACCCCAACGUCAUCAAAGACCCCCUCUUCUUCCGCGACGACAAGAAAAAGUCCUAUGUGCCCUUGAACCCCACCACCUACGCCGCCAUCAUGGACAUGAAGCUCAACCUGUAG
Molecule: messenger RNA, 1385 nt
Organism: Charadrius vociferus (killdeer)
Lineage: Eukaryota; Metazoa; Chordata; Aves; Charadriiformes; Charadriidae
Product: very long-chain acyl-CoA synthetase-like
Exons: 9
Cellular component (GO): endoplasmic reticulum
Molecular function (GO): long-chain fatty acid-CoA ligase activity; long-chain fatty acid transmembrane transporter activity
Source: RefSeq, a predicted model, not a curated record